This is a messenger RNA of Arachis duranensis, 2957 nucleotides long. RefSeq names its product proline-rich receptor-like protein kinase PERK8. The coding region runs from base 467 to 2734 and encodes 755 amino acids. The transcript is spliced from 9 exons. Lineage: Eukaryota; Viridiplantae; Streptophyta; Magnoliopsida; Fabales; Fabaceae. Gene Ontology annotation, molecular function: protein kinase activity; ATP binding. The record is from RefSeq and is a predicted model, not a curated record. Gene Ontology annotation, biological process: protein phosphorylation.
CCAUUAGCCAGUGCAUGUGCUUGUGAGUGAGUGGAGGAAGCAGAGAGAGACUGUGUCUUGUGUGAAGGGAGGGACUUCCCACUUUCUUCUCAAAGUCGUCUCCACGUUCUUAUUUGUUGCUGUGUCUUCCACUGUUCCCAUAUUCCGCAAAUUAAGCUUCUUUUUUUCUUUUUCUUUUCUCCUUUUUUUCCUUUUCCUGUUGAAUUCUGAAAGCUAUUGUGGAACUUCCAAUACGUUUGAACUAGUCCUUCAAAUACCCUUUAUUCAGAUUUUGGUAAAGUUUUCAUCUUUGGUAUUUGGGUUGUGGCUUGUGCUAGUUUUGGAGAUCUGGGUGUGCUGCAUUUUGGACUUGAAUUUGUGUUCUCAGGUUGUGGAAAUUGCAAGUGAUAAAUCUGGGUCAUAAUGCUGCUGGGUGCUCCUUCAUUUGUCUUCUGCUGCAAAUAGAAGAAAAAGAUUCAUAGAAGAUAUGGCUUCAACCUCUCCUUCUCCAAAUGCAUCACCUUCUGCAAUUCCACCAGAAUCUUCUGCUAAUCCACCACCACCAUCACAACCAUCUCCAUCUUCUCCUUCUAAGCCAAAUCAAACCUCUGAUACCCCUGCACCUUCAUCUCCUUCUACCCCUUCUUCAGCUUCACCUCCUUCCCCUUCAGUUCCUGUAACCUCUCCUCCUACCCCAUCCCUUUCACCUCCACCAUCAUCUACUACACCUCCACCAACUCCAUCCCCUCCUUCACCACCAGAUUCUCCACCACCCUCAACACCAGCAUCGCCUCCACCUUCAGUUGCAUCCUCACCACCACCACCAGCUGCCACUGCUGCCCCUCCUCCUGCCAAGGCCUCGCCUUCGGUUCCAAGUUCGUCCCCGCCGCCUCCCAUAGCCACUUCCCCUCCACCUCAACCCUCACAGGCACCUCCUAAAUCAACUCCACCUCCUUCUCAACCAGUUUCACCAUCUCCUCCACCUCCAGCCAAUGUGCCAAGGCCAACACCAUCCACCCCUACUCCGCCAAAGGGAAAGCCACCAGAGAGUUCUCGUCUGCCUCCUUCGCCUCCUUCACAACAUGCAUCCCCUCCAUCUGUUUCUAAACCUGCUCCUUCCACUGAUGCUCCCCCUCCAUCAACAUUGCCAUCCACUCCUCCUGCACCUCCUUCUAAAGAUGUCCCUGCUCCAUCCACAUUGCCAUCAACUCCUCCUUCAGUCCCUUCGGCGUCUUCACCUCCAUCAUCUUUGUCUCGUCCCUCUAAUAAUGGAACAGCAGCUGGGGCUCCAGCUGAGUCCUUACCCUCUUUUCCAACUGAGAAACCCACUGCUAAACCAACUAAUGACGGCACCGAGAAUAUAACCUCGAAUACCCCAUCUUCACAUUCAAAAGGGUUAGGUUCUGGAGGAGCUGUGGCUAUUGCCGUUAUAGCUGGCUUUUUUGUUCUCAGCCUUCUUGUUAUGGCUUUGUGGUUUUCAAAGAAAAAGAAGAAAGGAAAGGGACCAAAAGCUGGUUAUACUUUGCCUUCACCAUUUACCUCGUCUCACAAUUCAGGUACAUUAUUCCUGAGGCCACAAUCACCAGCUAACUACUUAGGUAGUGGUUCUGGUAGUGAUUUUGUGUAUUCACCAUCAGACCCAGGUGCUGUAAGUAGUUCAAGAUCAUGGUUCACAUACGAAGAACUUAUCCAAGCUACAGAUGGGUUUUCUCCAAAAAAUCUAUUGGGAGAAGGUGGAUUUGGUGCGGUCUACAAAGGUAUGCUCUUUGAUGGAAGAGUAGUGGCUGUGAAACAGCUUAAAGUUGGUGGUGGGCAAGGAGAACGCGAAUUUAGAGCAGAAGUUGAGAUUAUUAGCCGUGUGCAUCAUCGCCAUCUUGUUUCCCUGGUGGGCUAUUGUAUAUCUGAGCAUCAAAGAUUGCUUGUCUAUGACUAUGUUGCUAACAACACACUUCAUUACCAUCUUCAUGGUGAAAACAGACCAGUUUUGGAUUGGCCUACCAGAGUCAAGGUUGGAGCUGGGGCUGCUCGAGGAAUAGCUUACCUACAUGAAGACUGCCAUCCACGCAUCAUUCAUCGGGAUAUUAAGUCAUCAAACAUCCUGCUUGACAAUAACUUCGAAGCUCAAGUUUCAGACUUUGGACUUGCAAAAUUGGCACUGGAUUCAAAUACACAUGUUACUACCCGAGUGAUGGGAACCUUUGGGUACAUGGCACCAGAGUAUGCAACAAGCGGAAAAUUGACUGAAAAGUCCGAUGUAUAUUCCUUCGGUGUGGUGCUUUUGGAGCUAAUUACCGGUCGGAAGCCUGUAGAUGUCUCUCAGCCUAUCGGUGACGAGAGCCUGGUUGAAUGGGCUCGGCCUCUGUUGAUAGAAGCACUUGAUAACGAGGACCUCGAAAUUUUGGUGGAUCCAAGACUGGAAAAGAACUACAACAGAGAUGAAAUGUUCCGGAUGAUUGAGGCUGCUGCAGCCUGCGUUCGUCACUCGGCAAUAAAGAGGCCACGGAUGAGUCAGGUGGUAAGAGCUUUAGAUUCCUUAGACGAAAAUUCUGAUCUCAACAACGGAAUCAGACCGGGGCAGAGUUCAGUCUUCGAUUCUGCGCAACAAUCCGCACAGAUCAGAAUGUUUAGAAGGAUGGCUUUUGGUAGCCAAGAUUACAGUUCCAGUUUCUUUAAUGAGUCUCAAAGUAGCUGGAUGAGUAGAGAGCAACAUGACUCAACAACCAUGAAUAGAUCAGGACCUAGGAAUAUUAUUUGAGAUGAUUAUGAUGAUGAUGGUAAUUUGAUGGUGGCCAGAUCCUGUGUUAUAACUCUUGUAAAUCUCAAAAAGUAUCAUUUUUUUAACCCUUUUUUGUUUCUUUUGCCAACAUGAUUUUGCUUGCUAUGAUGCCUUCUAUUCUUUUGUAAUUUAGGUCAUUUGUUACAUAACUACUUGUAUUUAUAAGUUUUCAAUGAUUAAUGAUAUAAUAUAAUACCAUGUA